UGGUCGUAAGACACCCAAACGUCCAGUCCAGUUGCGGAUGUUUGGCGUUGAAACGCGCAGGUUUUGAUUUUUAGUGGAAAAUUUAGUUCUCGGAAGAUUGUUUAGUGAUCUUUAGUUACAAAUAAGGAACACGAUUUAUUAGUAAAAGGGAAAUAUGCCGCCCAAUCAAAAUAAUGUAGCGGCUUCGGUCACAUCCUUGAAAAUUGCCAUCAUUGGACAAAGCCCCUUUGCUGUAGAUGUUAUGGAAAAACUAAUACAACAUGGACAUCUCAUAGUUGGCGUUUUUACCAUACCUGAUCAAGGAAAAAGAGAAGAUCCAUUAGCGAAAGCUGCAUCUGAGCACGAUAUUCCUUGUUUUAAAAUCAAAGCUUGGAGAAGCAAGGGAGUGGCCUUACCAGCUAUUUUAGAAAAAUACCGAAGUGUCAAUGCGGAUUUGAACGUGUUACCUUACUGUUCACAAUUUAUACCUAUGGAUGUCAUAAACUAUCCUAAAUUAAAAAGCAUAUGUUACCAUCCUUCAAUACUACCCAGGCAUAGAGGAGCCAGUUCAAUUAAUUGGACUCUUAUUUGUGGAGAUAAAAAAGCGGGACUGACCAUAUUCUGGGCCGACGAUGGACUUGAUACUGGCCCAAUCUUGUUACAGGAAGAAUGUGAAGUUCUGGAAGAUGACACAGUCGAUACCAUAUACAAAAGGUUUUUAUAUCCUGUCGGAGUGUCAGCUGUUGCACGAGCUGUAGAUAUGGUAGCCGAUGGCACUGCUCCUAAAAUAAUACAAAGUGAAAAAGGAGCAACGUACGACCCUAUGUUAAAUAAAGCGGAAUUGCAAAAGAUUGACUUUACAAAGACUGGCUUGGAACUUCAUAACUUUAUCAGAGGUAUGGACUCAGUACCAGGAGCUAGCUGUCAAAUAAAACUUCCUGACACAGAAAGUUUUCAAGAAGCUUUACUCUUUGGUUCAAGUAUAUGGAAAGGUUCGGUUCCAAUAGGCAAAGAGAUUGAAAUUCAGAAUACUUCACCCGCUAUUCUACAUGAUGGAGGGCUAUUACUUAGAGGUUCAGAUGGAGAAUAUAUUAAUAUUAAAAAAAUAAAAAUUGGAGGCAGAAUGAAGAAUGCUUCAACUAUUGACCAAGUCACCCAACAAGUCAAAUUAGACUACACUCAUGAAGAGCACGGUCAUAUAGAAGAAGUAAGGGACAUUUGGGAGGCUAUAUUAAGUAUAGAUAUAGAAGACGAUACGGACUUCUUUGCAUCAGGUGCAGGUUCUAUGGAUGUUGUAAGAUUGGUGGAAGAAGUUAAAGAUGUCUUCAACGUCGACUUUGAAAAUGACGAUGUUUUCAUGGCACCUAUAUUCUCCGAAUUUGUUUUAAACGUAGUUUUGAAAAGUAGAGGAGCUAUAGGCAACGCUGAAAUUAAAUACAGAGCCAUAGAAUUGGAAAUUAAUAAACGCAAGAUAAAGUUUCCUUGUCAGCUGUUUAUCAAUGGGGAAUUCGUAGACGCCGAGGGAGGUCAAUAUCUAUCUACCGUAAAUCCCGCUACGGAAGAAGUUAUUUGUGACGUACAAUGCGCUUCAGUCAAUGACGUGGAUAAGGCUGUGAUAGCUGCCAAAAAAGCAUUUGAAGAGGGACAGUGGAGCAAAAUUAGUGCCAGAGAAAGGGGACAGCUCAUGUUCAAAUUAGCCGACCUAAUGCAAGAGCACAAAGAAGAACUGGCAAUAAUUGAGAGCAUAGAUUCGGGGGCUGUUUACACGCUGGCCCUGAAGACGCACAUAGGAAUGAGUAUCGAAACGUGGAGGUACUUUGCCGGUUGGACGGAUAAAAUUCAAGGAUCGACCAUACCAAUUUCUCAUGCCAGGCCGAACAGAAAUCUUAGUUUUACCAAAAAAGAACCGAUUGGGGUUUGCGGUUUGGUGACUCCGUGGAACUAUCCUUUGAUGAUGUUAUCGUGGAAAAUGGCGGCGUGUUUAGCUGCUGGAAAUACUGUAGUGAUUAAACCAGCACAAGUAUCACCCCUUACGGCUUUGAAAUUUGCCGAAUUAACAGUCAAGGCGGGAUUCCCACCUGGUGUUGUCAACGUUGUUCCAGGCAGAGGGAGUGAGGCUGGAAAUGCUGUCGCAACACAUCAUCUGAUAAGGAAGCUUGGGUUCACUGGUAGUACUGAAAUUGGACAAGUCAUAAUGAAAAAUUGUGCCGACUCGAAUUUGAAAAAAGUUUCGCUUGAACUGGGGGGAAAAUCACCUCUAGUUAUAUUCAACGACUGUGAUUUAGAUAAAGCUGUUCGUCUGGGCAUGCAGUCAGUUUUCUUUAACAAAGGUGAAAAUUGUAUAGCAGCUGGUAGACUGUUUGUAGAAGAAGACGUAUACAAUGAGUUUAUAAGAAGAGUCGUUGUAGAAACUAAGAAAAUUGCUAUUGGUGAUCCACUUAAUAAGUCUACAGCUCAUGGACCUCAGAACCACUUAGCCCAUCUUAAUAAAUUAUUACAAUAUGUUCAAAUAGGUAUUAAAGAAGGUGCAAAAUUAGAAUAUGGUGGCAAAAGAGUUAAAAGACUAGGAUACUUCUUUGAACCAACGAUAUUUAGCGACGUUGAAGAUCACAUGUAUAUUGCUAAAGAGGAAUCAUUCGGUCCAAUUAUGGUUAUUAGCAAAUUUAAUAAUGGCGAUAUAGAUGGUGUAAUCAAAAGGUCCAAUGCCACAGAGUAUGGUUUAGCAUCGGGCGUAUUUACAAAGGACAUUUCGAAAGCUUUAAAAUUUGCGGAAAAAAUAGACGCAGGAACGGUCUUUAUCAACACGUACAAUAAAACUGACGUAGCUGCACCUUUUGGUGGGUUUAAACAAAGCGGUUUCGGAAAAGAUUUAGGGCAAGACGCUCUCAAUGAAUAUUUGAAAACAAAAUGUGUUACGGUGGAAUACUAAAAACAUAGUUUUUAAAACUUAUAUUUACAGCUUAUUUAUUCUUUUUUAAUGACUAGAAAGUAAGCAUUAAAUUCCUUUAAAUCCUAUAUAACUGCCCUUAUUAUAAAUGCGUCAUAAGUUAUUAUAACUAUCCUCUGUAUAUAAUAUAUUAAGUGUUAUUUUUUAUUAGUAGAUACAACUAAUUUGCAAAAUUAUUACAUGUGUAUAUUGUAGUCAAUAAGUACCUAUAAUAUAAUUUGUAUAUUA
Messenger RNA from Sitophilus oryzae (rice weevil), 3154 nucleotides. RefSeq names its product cytosolic 10-formyltetrahydrofolate dehydrogenase. Gene Ontology annotation, cellular component: cytoplasm. The record is from RefSeq and is a predicted model, not a curated record. The transcript is spliced from 16 exons. Gene Ontology annotation, molecular function: formyltetrahydrofolate dehydrogenase activity; aldehyde dehydrogenase (NAD+) activity. NCBI's taxonomy places the organism in Eukaryota, Metazoa, Arthropoda, Insecta, Coleoptera, Curculionidae. Gene Ontology annotation, biological process: biosynthetic process; 10-formyltetrahydrofolate catabolic process; one-carbon metabolic process. Bases 155 to 2908 code for a protein of 917 amino acids.